GACAUGGGCUGAGAUAAAGAAGCUUCCUGCACUUUAGAGACUUCUGACUCUGAGGUGCUUUGAUCGGCAGGGAAACAAAUGGGGAAGAAAAGACAAAGUAACCAACCCCGAGAUUUUUUGUGUGUAGUUUCAAUUUAGAGUUAGAACAUAACAUAAGAGGUUCAUCUUUUCUAAUUGUGGAAUCUUCAGGGGGAAAAAAAGAGAAAGAACUCCAUCUGGGUUUGUAAUGCGUCUGAGUAGCUAAAAUGGUAAAGAUGGUUCCAGAAGCAGGUACACUUCUGGGCUGAUUUUAAUCCUUCAGAAAACAGUGCUUAGUGAAAUAUUAGUGCUUUACUUCAGCGCCUGCAGGAAGGAGUUCGGGUGGAGAAGAGCUCAAGACCACAGGGGAGUCAGGCCCUGGGAUGACAGCCCCUGCUGCUCCAGCAGUGCCAACUCAGGGACGAGAACAGUGACAGGGGGUGAGACUAAGAGGCCACGAUAAACAGGAAGCCCUUAACCAAGACACACAUCGGGAAAGAAGAGUCAGAGCGAGCAGGACUCUCCCAUCUCAAGAAGAAGAAGACAUGACUGAUAAUAUCUGAGAGGAAGGAAACCGUGCGUUGAGCUGGGCCUCUGCAUGUAACGUUAUAAAAAUUGUCUUUUUUAUAGACCAGCCUCCCAUGCGCUUUCCAAAGAUGGAUUAUCUUACUUUCCUCUUGGCUGUUCUUCAUGUAUACAAAGCUUUAUGUGAAGAGAUGGUUUGGGACACAACGGUGAAAAUGGCUGAGAACAUGACUCUAAAAUGUGUGUAUUCAUCCCUGGGCGCCGUAACCCAGAUGGAGUGGUUCAAGAUCAGUACGACGGAGAAAGUGUCCAUAGCUAUUUUCAGCCCCACUUAUGGCAUGGUCAUAAGGAAACCCUAUGCCAACAGGGUUCACUUUUUAAAUUCAAGCAUGUCCCUCAGUGAUGCGACUUUGUCCUUUCAUAAUGCCUCUGAAGCUGACAUUGGCUUCUACCUCUGCUUGUUUGAUAUUUUCCCACAUGGACAUUGGCAAAAGGUGGUUCAGGUGGUUCCAUCAGAUAGUUUUGACAUCAGUGUUUCAUCAAAUAGCCACACGGUCUCAUCACCUGGAGAAAAUACCACUCUCACAUGUGAGUGUCACAUGAAGUGGCCAGUGCAAGAGGUUACAUGGGAAAAGCUCCAGUCUCAUCAAAUCGACCACUUGAUCACCUGUAACUUGUCCCACGGAAGAGGUUACACCUCAAGGCACCACAGACAAAUACUGACCAACUGCAGCCAGGAGACGACCAGGACCUUCAUCACCGUGCCCCACGUCACGGCCUCUGACUCAGGGCUUUAUCGCUGCCUCUGCAGGGGCGGCCCAGGAGAAAAGGAAACCUUCGUGAUAAGACUGACCGUAACUGAUGGUGAAACUGAUAACCAGUAUAUCUACUUCAUCGCUGGAGGGACAACUUUCUUGUUGCUGUUUGUUAUUCUACCUGCCCCUGUCAUGAUCGUCCUUUAUAACAGAAGGAGAACGAGGCGGAAAAGAGUCCAAUUUAAAGGGUCCUGGGAUACAGAGAAUAAGGCAUCCAACAACUACAGAAGUCCCAUCUCCAUAAGUCAACCGUCGGAGGGUGCAAGAGAGGAUAUUUAUGUCAACUACCCAGCCUUCUCUCCGAGACCAAACCCUAGAGUCUAAGAUUUUUCCUUGAUCUGAGGAAAAUUUUGAGGACUGUUACGUACAUGGAUCGUUAUACAAUUUCUUCCCACUAUUCAGUGUCUACCCUGAAUACCAGUUGAGCAAAUAUAUUUUAUUUGAUAAGAAAAAUACUACAUUACCUAGAGAACAUUCUUAACAGAAACAUUUCAGAAAAACCUGACUCUAAUUAGCUUAUACAAAUGAGUAAAAGGAAACUUACUGAAUCAUAUAAUCGAGCAAUCUAGGGGAGAUCAAGCUUCAGGCAAGGGUUAUUUAUCAGGGCUUAAAUGUUGUGUCUAAAAUUAAGUAUGGGCUUAAACCACUUUCUGGAUCCCCUUCCAUGGUGCUGGAACCAGUUCAUUGGUGGUAGCCGAACGCUCAUUCAGGCUUUCCCCUUGUGUUUCCAAGAUGGCUGCCAACAAUUCUUGGCAAUUCACAAUCCUUAUUUCUGUCUGGUAGAGAGUUUACUUAUCUGAUAGAACAAACAAAUUUGGUUAUUUGCCUAUCAUUAAAUAGGUAGCAUGGCCAGAAAGGAUGAAAUGGCUUCAGUCAAUUAACUCUUCACCUCUAGAGCUAGGAGUGGAGCCAAAACACAUUAGUGGGAAAUUCAGUGUAUUGUUAGAAGAGGGAAGGGGAGCCUGGAAACUGGGCUAGCUACCAACAAAUUUGGACUGCAAUGACAUUCCAAGACAUCUCUUGUUGAUCAACUGGAAAAAAAAUAUGCGGGGGGAUCUUGGUCAGCUCUCUCUUCCCCCUCUUUAAAACCUGCUGUGUCCAUGUAGUCCAGAAGAGUACUUGACAAUCGAAUAAAUGAAUAGUCAAGGGGAAAAUAUGUGUGACAGGAAAAUCUCUUCCCUUUCUGUUCUCAAAUAAAUUAAUCUUUGAUUCUAUUUGAAUUCUUGCCAGUAUCCCUGGCCUAGUCUUAUAAGCAAGUAUAGUAGAUGGUCCGGUAAUAACUUUAUGUUUUUGAUAUUGAAUUCUUUUCUACUUUUGCAAAUUAUUUUUAAUAUAUAAAUUCUAUCAAAAGCAUCAGGCACCUAGGCAUUAUUAGUUUUGUUUUCUAAAUAAUUGUGUGAAAUCUGAAUACAAGAAAAAGUUGGAAGUGGUGGUAUAGGGUGGUAGCAUAGAAAAAAUGAGAGGGAAAAGAGCAUAAAGGAGGCUCUAAGGAUCAAAGGAUGAGAAGAUACAGUGAGAAACUUGUCCUCCUUCACAGUUUGGCCAAAGACAACCUAGUGAUAUCACUAUAGGACAAUUAGAGGCCCUGUCUGCCAUUGUCCAAACUCUAGAUGGAGGCAAAAAAUGAGAAGUAUUUCUGGGACUAAAUAAUGGUUGUGAUCACCUUGAAACCACAACGGUCAUUGCCAAACAUAGUGGUCAUUCAUGUCUCAAAUAUUUUUUAAUCAUCUCUGAAAAACUCAUCACAAAAAUUAAAGUAUCAAAGUUGUAGACUUUCAUGAUAGUCUAAGUGAGCCAAAACCAAAUUCUCAUGGUGUCCUGACAAAUUCUAAGCUGUAAUUUACAAUUUUAAGCAUGUCAGUGGAUAUUUCAUGAUUUUAGCUUUAAAUAAUGUUCAUUCCAAAUAGUGCAAUUAUUCUGUGAAUUACAGAAAUUGUGAGUGCCCCUUCCUGUUUCAGAAGGGAACAAAUUAAAAUGACUACUUCCCAGUUGGACUUACUACGUACAUACAAGAAGAGUCAGCACUCAUUUUUAUUUUGUGUGCUUCAAGAUCUUUAUAUCUGGAUUUGUGAAGUGUUUCCAUGUACAGAUUAGUGUAGCAAGGUUGGAAGGCAGUUUAUAAGAAAAUGAUCUACUGUUUUAUUAACUGUACAGAUCUAUGAAAAUUUAAUGGUUGAAUCUGUCAGUUUGCAUGGUGAAGCAAAUUUACCAUUAUCUAAAAAUAGAUGACUGUUUUCUCCUAGAAUUUAACGACAAUGAAAAUGUUACUUUCUAGAAGAUUCUGAUAACUAAAGUCUCAAUGACUAAUACAGGUGAGAAGUAAAACAUUUCUACCACUGCAAUAUGGGGAAAUGUAAACACCACUUUAAAAGAGGAAAUGACGAUGGUGGGGUGUGUGUGUGUGUGAGCAGCACAACCAGAUGCCCUCGUCCUGGUGGCUGUUACUCAUGGUUCCCCAGAAGACUUUUGGGACAAACCAGUUAAGUGUUGCAAAGGCUCCAGAACAUUUGAGACUUGUCUCUUUUUCCAUAGGUGUUUUAAUUUUUUAAAAAAAAUCUCUCAAAAUAUUUAUGAGAAUGAUGAGUUCUGCUCCUUCUUCUUUGCUGUAAGUUCUUCCACUUCAGAGCUCAGGUUUUUUUCCUAAGUCUGGCAGAAAUUCUCUGACCUCCCCUGCUGCCUGUUACAUUCUCAGCUGUUAGUUACACUGAAGAAAUUCUGUUCAUUCAUUUUUUUUUCUCCCUCUGGUUUGAUUGUCUUAACAAAGCACUUUCAUUGUAGUGUCUUUAUUAUACCUAAUUUGACAGAGUUUUGAAAUUCUAGUAUAUGUAUGUGUGUGUAUAUAUAUAUAUA
This is a messenger RNA of Rhinolophus ferrumequinum (greater horseshoe bat), 4208 nucleotides long. RefSeq names its product CD226 molecule (gene CD226). Lineage: Eukaryota; Metazoa; Chordata; Mammalia; Chiroptera; Rhinolophidae. The transcript is spliced from 7 exons. The coding region runs from base 660 to 1682 and encodes 340 amino acids. Gene Ontology annotation, biological process: positive regulation of type II interferon production; positive regulation of immunoglobulin mediated immune response; positive regulation of Fc receptor mediated stimulatory signaling pathway. Gene Ontology annotation, cellular component: external side of plasma membrane. The record is from RefSeq and is a predicted model, not a curated record.